CGCGUUUGACUAAUGAACAUUUCUCCUCCACACAACUAUAUGUACACAUUCACAUACACAUACGCUAGGUAUAUCUAUACAAAUAGUAUUUUAUAACAUAUUUUAUAUACAUAUUCCUCUAUAUAUACCCUCUAUCUGCUUUACUUGGAUUACAAACAACAAACCAGAAGUUUAUUUUAUUCUGUUGAGUAUACCAAACAGAGUUUCAAGAAUGGGGAAGCACUUGUUCGGGACAUCUCCUCCUCCGGAGAAACAACCAGCUCACCAAUCCCUCGCCGAGUUAUCUCUACAAGAGUGUACGAGCAACAUCGACACCGUCAUAUCCAAAUGGACUUCUUCUUCCCACGAGUUCCUCUUUUCCACCAACAGCCGUCGCGAAGCAGAGGAGUUCGUUGAAGCAGUUAAACAUCUGCAGAGCACCAUGCACCGUCUGGUUACCGUCAACGCCUCCUCGGAGAAGCUCGUGUACGCUCAUAAUCUGAUGAAGUCGGCGAUGAAGCUUCUCGAAUCAGAGUUUCGCCGUGUGUUGAACUCGAACCGUGACUACCUCGACCCCGAAAGCGUCUCCGUACGGUCGUCUCACAGAUCGUCGAGACUCAGCACUUCCACCACGACUAGCGUCUCAGACUCCGAAGACGAAAUCUCCUACGAAGAAAACCACCACCCCGACGAUCAUAGAUUCUCCGGAGGAGACUCCGACGCAAUGGACGAUCUGAAAACAAUCGCGGACUGUAUGAUCUCCACGGGAUACGCCAAGGAGUGCGUCAAAGUUUACAAAACCGUGAGAAGAUCAAUAGUGGAGGAGACGCUGAGGACCUUAGCCGUGGAGAGACUCACUCUCCACCAGGUUCAGAAGAUGGACUGGGAGACUCUCGAGUCCAAGAUCAGGUCGUGGCUUCGAGCCGCGAAGCUAGCGGUCCGGUCCCUCUUUUUCGGCGAGAGGCUUCUCGCCGACCACGUGUUCUCCUCCUCCCUUAACAUAGUCGAAUCCUCCUUCACGGACAUCACGCAAGAAGGAGCUCUAACGCUCUUCGCCUUCCCGGAAAACGCAGCGAAGAUAAAGAAACUAUCGCCGGAGAAAAUGUUCCGGUUUCUUGACAUGUACGAAACCCUAGCGAACCUUUACGUAGAGAUCGAAACGAUCUUCUACUUCGACUCGGCCGCAGCCGUCAGGUCUCAGGUGAUCACCUCGCUGGCGAGACUAGGCGACGCCGCGAGGACGAUGAUGACGGCGUUCGAGACGGCGAUUCAGAAAGAAACGUCUCGAACGCCGGUCGCCGGGGGAGGCGUUCAUCCACUCACACGUUACGUCAUGAACUACCUCUCCUUCCUCGCCGACUACGGCGAGUCCAUCGCCGUAAUCUUCGAGAACUGGCAGGUGACCGCGCCGUCCGGAGACGACGCUGAUCCGGAGGAGCUCUGCUCGUCGUCUCCGGCGUCCGCGCGGAUCGCGUGGGUGAUUCUUCUCACGCUGUGCAAAAUCGACGGGAAAGCUCAGCCGUACAAGGACGUCGCUCUGUCUUACCUCUUCCUCGCUAACAAUCUCCAAUACGUCGUCGUAAAGGUCAGGACGUCUAGCGUGAAGCACCUCCUAGGAGAGGAUUGGGUGGUGAGGCACGAGGGGAAGGUGAAGCAGUACGCGGAGAAGUUCGAGAGGCUCGCGUGGGGGAAAGUGCUGACGCCUUUGCCGGAAUAUAGGGAGGAGGAUAUCACGCCGGAGGUGGCUGAGGAGUUGUUCGCGAGGUUCGACGACGAGUUCGAGGUGGCGUACCGGAAACAGAUUUCGUGGGUGGUACCCGACCCGAAACUUAGGGAUCAUAUCAAAGUCUCGUUGAGUGAUAAACUGAUGCUGGUUUGCAACGAGUUAUGCGAGAUAAACCGGUUCGGUUCGGGAGGAGAUGGGUUUAAUGUCAGAUAUGCCCCUGAAGAUAUAGGAAAUUACUUGUCGGAUCUUUACUUUGGAAGCAGAGGGUCAGGGUCAGGGAGUGUCUCGACAAAAGGUUCCGGUUCUGGAACCGGUUCGUCGAGUACCGGUAAAUCUCGGGGUUGACGUGUACAUAUGUAUGUUAAACUGUUACUGGUUGAAUUCUCCGUUUUAUCA
Messenger RNA from Raphanus sativus (radish), 2101 nucleotides. Its product is annotated as exocyst complex component EXO70H1. The coding region runs from base 212 to 2050 and encodes 612 amino acids. NCBI's taxonomy places the organism in Eukaryota, Viridiplantae, Streptophyta, Magnoliopsida, Brassicales, Brassicaceae. The transcript has a single exon. The record is from RefSeq and is a predicted model, not a curated record. Gene Ontology annotation, molecular function: phosphatidylinositol-4,5-bisphosphate binding. Gene Ontology annotation, cellular component: exocyst. Gene Ontology annotation, biological process: exocytosis.